AUGGCAGUGACACCACUGAGAUGCAUAACCUGCCACCUUCGUACACAGACAGAUCGCUGUAGAAGAGGCUUUGGCAUCUGUGUUGCUCAGAAUCAUGAGACAUGCAUGAUCUUAAAGAUCUUCCAGCGUGGCACCCUCCAGUUAUCGUAUUUGGUGUGUCAGAGAUUCUGCAGAGAUCUGACAUACAAGUUCCAGGAUCGAACUUACGUUCACAAAUGCUGCAACUACAAUUACUGUAACUUCAGAACGCUAAAAUACUUCUACUCCUGA
This is a messenger RNA of Cervus elaphus (red deer), 270 nucleotides long. It is a transcript of the gene PATE3, whose product is annotated as prostate and testis expressed 3. The record is from RefSeq and is a predicted model, not a curated record. The coding region runs from base 1 to 270 and encodes 89 amino acids. The transcript has 3 exons. NCBI's taxonomy places the organism in Eukaryota, Metazoa, Chordata, Mammalia, Artiodactyla, Cervidae.